Hymenoscyphus albidus is the source of this 1356-nucleotide messenger RNA. The record is from the annotation of a GenBank genome assembly. Lineage: Eukaryota; Fungi; Ascomycota; Leotiomycetes; Helotiales; Helotiaceae.
AUGCGCUAUCACAGCAUCAUCACAACACUUUGCCUUGCUGCAACCUCCCUCUCAAACCCUACAUAUCCUUUCUCCACACCGCAAAAUCCCCUCCUCACACCAUCCGCGGAAGAAGCAGAUCGCAACAUCUCCCUCGCUCUCUUCGCGGACCUCGAGGAACUUUCUAGGGUCGUGGAUAUCUCCUACUGCGUGGGACUGACGGGGAUCCAACACCCAUUCCUGUGCGCGAGUCGAUGUGAGGAUUUCCCGAACUUUGAGUUGGUGGAUACGUUUAAUACGGGUCCGUUGAUGAGUGAUAGUUGCGGGUAUAUUGCUCUUGAUCAUGGACGUGAGAAGGGGGGGAGGAAGAGAGUCCUGGUGGCUUUCAGAGGCACGUAUAGUAUUGCUAAUACGAUUGUGGAUUUGAGUACGGUGCCGCAGGAGUAUGUUCCUUAUCCUGAGCAACCAGGGAAUGGGACGGGCAAGGGGGUUGAUGGUAAACCGAGAAGGGGGGGCAGAUGGAGGUGGAGGUUUUGGAGGCCUUGGAGAUGGGGUGAGGAGGAAGAGGUGAGGGUAGAGGGUGAGGAGGAGACGCCCAAGUGUAUGAAUUGCACGGUACACACGGGAUUCUGGACUUCCUGGUCGAAUACGAGGGAACUAGUCAUACCACACAUCCUACGACUAAGAGACCAAUAUCCUGAUUACAAACUCGAUCUCGUAGGCCACUCCCUUGGUGGCGCCGUCGCUGCACUCGCAGGUCUGGAAUUCAACGGUAUGGGCUUCGAUCCUCGAAUCACCACUUUUGGCGAACCGCGAAUGGGGAACGAGGGGUUGAGAGAUUACCUUGAUGCCGUCUUCAACCUCCCCAACUCGGAUUCCAAGAAGAAAGGAAAAGAGGAACAGAACCAACAUCUUCACUCCGGCCGCUACAGAAGAAUAACCCACAUUGACGACCCCGUCCCCCUCCUCCCUCUCCAGGAAUGGGGCUACCGCGCCCACGCAGGCGAAAUCUACAUCUCGAAGCCCUCCCUCCAACCUACCGUCUCCGACGUCCAUCUCUGCCUCGGCGACGGGGACGUAAACUGCAUCGCCGGCGCGGAAGUAGACGAGGAUUGGUUCGAUACCACACGUACCAUGAACCGACCACAGAUUGGCGAUGAGGUACCCGAGGAUGAGGAGAUGAGGCUCCUGGGGAAGAGGUGGGGAAUCCCCAUCCCGGCCAGGUAUAAGAUGUGGCAGCUCUUUUUUGCGCACCGGGAUUACUUUUGGAGGUUGGGUCUUUGUCUUCCUGGUGGUGAUCCGUUGGAUUGGGGGAGGGAACGGUAUCGGUUUGGGGAUGGGGAUGGGGGUGAGGUCGAGGGGAGGGAGGAUUUGUAG